AUGACAGGCUCCUCUUGUUUGGCUAGGCUCGAAAGCGGCAGUGGCAGCCGUUCGACCGAUCGAUUCGGUCGACUUUUUUCUUCUUCCACGGAGUCUCUUCACGGAGCGACCAUGGCGCUACUACCAUUCGAAAGAGCGACCAUGACGGCACUACCGAUAUUGCAACAACAAGCGACGCCUCGACAAUGGCACUGGCAACAAGCUUCUUCCGUUCGACGGAUCAAUUCGGUUCGAUCCCAUGGAGAAAUCCAUGGCAGAAUGAUAACAAAAUUGGAUCCAAGCCUGAUUUUUCAUAGAGGCUCCAUAGGAAACCUUGGAGAUAGCAAAUCCUUUUUGAGGGGUGGCUCUGUGAGUGUGUUGGGGAGCCAGCUCUAG
Molecule: messenger RNA, 375 nt
Organism: Seminavis robusta
Lineage: Eukaryota; Bacillariophyta; Bacillariophyceae; Naviculales; Naviculaceae
Source: the annotation of a GenBank genome assembly